Messenger RNA from Papaver somniferum (opium poppy), 862 nucleotides. RefSeq lists its product as uncharacterized. Lineage: Eukaryota; Viridiplantae; Streptophyta; Magnoliopsida; Ranunculales; Papaveraceae. The record is from RefSeq and is a predicted model, not a curated record. The coding region runs from base 437 to 751 and encodes 104 amino acids. The transcript is spliced from 5 exons.
GCUAUUGGAGGUGCUAUUUCAAAAGUUCUGUCAGGCACAUCUUAAAGGUUUUCAUUGUCGAGAAUGUUCAAAAUCUUCCAACUCAACAUGUUCUGAAACGGUGGACCAAGGAUGCUAAAUUUGUACCAGUGGUGUAUGACCAAGGUGAAGAAAUUACAGCUGAUUGUCGGGAUACGAUUACAGUUAGAUAUAGUAAACUUUGUCAAGAUACGAUUAAUAUUGCAGUUAAAGGUUCAACAUCAACUAUGGUUUAUAAUGUGGCAGUACAAGUUUUAUAGAAAGCUUUACAGGGAGGAAGCUAUAAAAUCCUCUCAAGUGAGUCAAGAUGGGCAACCUGAUGUUACACAUUUUGAGGAUAUUACAAGACAAGCAAAAAUUGUAGAAAACCAGCCAAAUUUGCGAAGAUCAUUGAAAGAACCUCCAAUUGUAAAGCUUAAUGGCAAACCUGGUAGAAGGAAGUCAUGGAUUGAUAAGCUCAAUAGGGAGCGGAAGAACAAGGAAACAAGGAAAAAACCAACAUCAAAAGAUUCACCAAGGUUGCCAGUUUCAACAUCAGUUGAAAUGGACAAUGCCGACUCUAAAGACAAACAACAGAAGAAAACGAAAAAAAGCAGUUGCAUUAGAUAAUGCCAACUCUCAAGAUAAGCAACAACAAAAAAAAAAAAGAUCAUCAAACAUGGCCAGUUUCACAGAAAUCAGUAGUCAUCAUCCUGAAUUUUUAAGUUCCAUAAGUAAAAGUGCUGACAUGUGACACCAACCAGGUGAUGGUGGUGCUGCUUCGUGAUCAAGUAAGCUGCAGUUGGUGUUCACUCUGGUUGUCAAUGAUGUUGGUGGAUUGUGGCUUUGAUGGUGGUAUUAAUUA